This is a messenger RNA of Panicum hallii, 1207 nucleotides long. Its product is annotated as zinc finger protein 2-like. The coding region runs from base 57 to 587 and encodes 176 amino acids. NCBI's taxonomy places the organism in Eukaryota, Viridiplantae, Streptophyta, Magnoliopsida, Poales, Poaceae. The transcript has a single exon. The record is from RefSeq and is a predicted model, not a curated record. Gene Ontology annotation, molecular function: DNA-binding transcription factor activity.
ACUUGCUAGGGUUGUACAAGUAGUAUACACGUACUUGAGCAUCUGGGAUUGGUGCAAUGGAGCAGCACAACAGCACAUUAAUCAUUCCGCCGAGCAGGAGUGAAACAACUGCACCUCCAAUUCUCUCACCGCCUUGGGGGAGACUGCAGCUCUGUCCUGCCGUGCUCUCCCUGCACGCCAUGGAUCCCAACGGCGAGGGCGGCGGCGGCGGCGGCGAGGGCGGCGACCUCGACCUAAACCUCUCCCUGCAGCCGUCCUUGGCACCCGAGCCGGAGCCGCCAGGAUACUUCUCCUGCACCUACUGCGACAAAAAAUUCUACUCCUCGCAGGCGCUCGGCGGCCACCAGAACGCCCACAAGUUCGAGCGCAGCGUCGCCAAGCGCGCCCGCGAGCUGGCCGCCGCUCGCCGCCCCGCGGGCCACGGCCGCGAGCGCGGCGGUGCGGCCGAUGAGGAGGUUGGGAGGGGCAAGGAACUGGGCAUUGCUGCGCAGGGAUCGGCCGCAAGCUCGUCGACGCAGCAGAUCGGGGCGGCGCCGGAGGCAAGAAGGGAUCUCACCGACGAGAUCGACCUCUCCCUGAAGCUAUGAGUUCCUGCUCCUCUCAUCGUCCUUGAGAUUCUCAUCACGUCGAGCAAUCAGUUACCGAUCCAUGCAUCCUCAGAGUUAUAUAUGUUUGUGUGCUGAUAAUUAAAGCUCUUUUGAUUAAUUUCCUUGCCAUGCAUCGAUUCAAAGCAGGUUCUUGAUGAUUUUCCUUGAUCCCCUCCUCCACCCCUUGCCCUUUCUGCUUCUUCUCCAUCUUCUCCCCAGUUCACUUCUUUCAUUUUAUUAAAAUUUUACCGGGACAUGAUUUACUUAUCAUUACUUGCCAUGUAAAGCCUAGAAACGGAAACAUGAACAAAAGGAGAGAUUGAAGCCUCUUCAAGCAGUGUACACAUCACAAGGAACUAGGCACUAGGAAGCACAGCAUGCAGACGGGCAGUUCACACAGUAAGUAUGCAGUGAAGCUGCAGGUAAGAUGCAGCAAUGUAGCCUAUGGUUGCUAAUCCUCAUUAAUGGAGUGAUCCUUACAUUACAUCCAAGCGAAGUCUGUGGACUGUGUAUGGAUGGGUCUAGGUGUGUGUGGUCCAGUAGGCCUUAGCUCUAGCAGUCUAGCUAGGCUCAUCUAUGUCGCUGCCAAUGCUUUGCGCAUAAAAGCACGUGACUUAUUA